Ciona intestinalis (vase tunicate) is the source of this 1425-nucleotide messenger RNA. It is a transcript of the gene cimsi, whose product is annotated as CiMsi protein. Gene Ontology annotation, cellular component: cytoplasm. The record is from RefSeq and is a predicted model, not a curated record. Lineage: Eukaryota; Metazoa; Chordata; Ascidiacea; Phlebobranchia; Cionidae. Gene Ontology annotation, biological process: regulation of translation. Gene Ontology annotation, molecular function: mRNA binding.
AGAGUAUUCGUAACACCACGCGCAUAUAUACAUAUUUUGUCCGACAUUUUACAAAUUACUUUUUUAGAACUGUUACGUGAUUAAUUUUAUCGAUUUCUAGUAACAUCUGUACAUAAACAUGUCACAAAACGAUGGCGAAGAAGCAGGAAAAAUCUUUGUUGGUGGUCUUGCCCGACAAACUACAUUAGAAGGUCUCAGAAGUUACUUUGAAAACUAUGGAGAAGUCUCGGAUUGUGUCCUAAUGAAGGAUAAAGAGACUGGGUUCUCCCGAGGGUUCGGUUUUGUAACUUUCACAAAUCCAUCAAGUGUUGCAGCUGUAGUGAAAGCUAGACCCCACAACUUGGAUAAUAAAAUGAUUGACCCAAAGCCAUGUACAACAAAAGCUGCACAACAACAAAAGAAAGUGAGUUCAACAAAUUACAGCAAAGCUCAUAAAAUAUUCAUUGGUGGAAUUUCAAUGGAAGCAUCUGAAGCUGACGUACAAAGCUAUUUUGAGCGUUAUGGAACCGUGGUUGAAGUUGUGUUUGUUGUGAACAAAGAAGACACAAGCAAACCACACAAAGGGUUUGGUUUCGUAACAUUUGAAGACGAAUCAUCCGUAGAUCAAGCAAUCGCGAAACAUUACCAUAUCAUCAAAGAUAAAAGAGUUGAAGCUAAAAAAGCGGAGUCAAGAGACAAAAUGGGAGGGGGCAGGAACGAUCAACAGCAGGGUUAUGGGAUGGGAUAUGGACAAGGGAACAACAUGAUGUAUAACCAAGGUAUGAAUCAAGGUGGAAACUGGAUGGGAGGACAGAACAUGAUGGGUAACUAUGGAUACGGGAACCAGAAUUUUCCAACAGCCUACCCUCAACAACAAGGUUAUGGUGGCAAUCAAGGCUAUGGUUACGGAUACGGGUAUGGAGGCAACAUGGGUGGCAACAUGCCUGGCCAAAUGGGUGGGAUGCAAGGUGGGCAAAUGGGGGGAAUGCCCAACCAGAUGGGAGGGAAUAUGCAAGGGGGUCAGAUGGGUGGAAACAUGGGAAACAUGCAGGGUGGAUAUCAACCAGGCAUGAUGGGAAUGCAAGGGAGAGGGGUUAAUAAUGGAAAUGGAGCUCAACCAAAUGCUGCGAGCACGUAUCCGCAAAACCCCACAAGUUACGGACCAAUGCCAACAUCUGGAGGAGGAUACAACCAAGGCAACACUGGUGCAAACAACUCGAGUGGUCAAGCAAAUACUGGCAACACUGGUGGAGGAAGUUAUGGACAGAAGAGUGGAGGAGGUUCUAACAACUCGGGCUACCAUCCUUACCGAAGAUAAACAAUAAACAUUGUAUUCAAAAUUGUCAAACUUUUAAUCAUGAUCUUACAUAUGUACAAUAGAUUCACGCCAGGCCAACAACCUUUUUAUUUCGCUUUUAUAAAUAAAACAGUGAACCAACACUUCAA